This is a messenger RNA of Ectocarpus siliculosus, 1022 nucleotides long. The record is from the annotation of a GenBank genome assembly. Lineage: Eukaryota; Phaeophyceae; Ectocarpales; Ectocarpaceae.
AUGGACGACGCCGGCAUCGGGGGUGCGUUAAUUGUGCAGCCCAUCAACUACAAGUUUGACCACUCGUACGUGUUGGACGCCAUGAGCAAGUGGCCGGGCAAGUUUAAGGGGAUGUGCCUGGCAAACCCAAACUUGAGCCCCCACGAUGCAUGUGCUGAGCUGGAACGCCUGCAUGACCAGGGUUUUUGUGGCGUGAGGUUCAAUCCCUACCUUUGGCCGGAAGGAGGCGAGGGCAUGAAGGAUGACACAGGCGUGGCACUCUUUCGAAAGGCGGGCGAGUUAGGCCUUCCCGUCGGCGUGAUGUGCUUCAAGGGGUUCGGACGUCACGUUGAAGAGAUUGAGGCGUUGCUGCUCUCAUCACCGCAAACCAAGCUGGUGGUGGAUCACUUUGGGUUCUUCCUGCAGGAUGGAGAGAUCGACGAGACGGCAUGGAAGCAAGUGCUAGCAUUGUCCAAGUAUCCAUCAGUAUUCAUAAAGACCAGCGCUCUGUUUCGGGUCGCCAAGGACCCUUAUCCGUACGAGAGUCUUAAACCUCGAUUCGCAGCGUUGAUCGAGCACUUCGGCUCGAAUAGGCUUUUGUGGGGAAGCGACUUCCCCUUCGUCUCGGACGGGCAGUGCGGGUACGGCCCGGCAAAAGACGUUGUGUGCGAUGCCAUGGGCCUCAAAGAGGAGGAUGUGCACAAUAUCACCGGCGGCACGGCACAAGCACUCUUUGGCUCUUGGGCGGAUGACGCAUAGCGCUAGACUGCUUUAUUUUGAUGUUUUUUCGGACGCAGUUCAGUAUAUAUGGUAGGUGGCAACACGCUUCUUUUAUUUUUCAGUUUUGGAGGGUUUCUAUCGUGCUUCCUUGCAGCCGGUGCUGUCGCGGUAUCCUCACCGCUUGCAUUCGGGGCUGGGUGAUUGUUCUGGAGAGGUACUCGAAGCAAUGCUAGGCAUGAGGCUAAAUGCGAGGUUCUUUCCUACCGUCGCGCCGGUUGAUAUGUAUUUCACGUGAAAUAUUGCCCACAAGUGACAUCACAAUG